AUGAAACGAAUCAUGGGCAACUCCUGGCUGGGGAUAACUUUCGGACCUUCUGGCGGACACACGAACCAAUACCCUCCGAAUGAGCCGCAAUUUUGGGACGAUGGAGAGCAAAUUACUUUUACAAAUUGGCGGGAUGGAAAUCCACAGGCCGAUCAGAACAAGCUCUGUGCGCAAAUCAAAGGAGAUGGUCUCGAUGAUGGUCUGUGGAAAAACUGCCCCUGUGGGGAGGAUAAUCAAGGGUUGAAAAAGUAUCCGAUUUGUAUGAGACCAGCUGUUACUGUUUCAACGACAAAGGACCCAAGCACGAUUCCAACUGCAAGUCCUCACGAAGAAUGCGACUACGGCUGGCACUUCAUCCCGAGCUCCCAAAAAUGCGUCCUGCUGAUGCGAGAUGAGAAGCCGUGGAAAACUGCUCUUGGCGUUUGCGAAGGAGAAGGAGGAACCCUGGCUUCAAUCAAUUCUCCGGAUGAGCAAGAAGAGGUCUUUCAAAUUGCUUCUCUCGAUCCUGCUGCAUCAGAGACAUUUUCGACCGGAAAUACGAAAAAUGAAGCGACAAGGGUUCUUUUGGACGUCUUUUACACGACAACUUUUCUCAUCGGAAUCAUUGGCAACCUCUUCGUUUUGCUCCUAAAUAGCCUUGGAAACGACCGUAUCGCUGCAAAUCCUUCUACCAAAGGCAUAAUCUCCCUGGCCGUUGCGAAUUUAUUCCACCUGUUCUCGAUACCAUUUCUUCUCAUUCCAAAACAGAAGCAGCUUCCAAUCGGCGUAAUUGGCUGCAAAAUCCUCCGAAGCAACGAUUACAUCUCCUUCCUCGCCUCAACCCUCAUCCUGGCCCUUCUUUCACUGGACAGAUUUGGGCUCAUCUGCUUUGCGCAGAAUUCGACCAUCAAUCGCGUUCUCCGUAUUUCGUGGCGCAAGUGCUUAGCUUGCUUCUUGCUGGCGACGCUUUUUGCCCUACCGAUGAUAAUCUUUUCUCAAUACGAUUCGGUCACUAAGGAUUGUGUCGUCCGCUUUCCAGAUUUGAAUUCGAACUCAAAGUCGGACUCAAAUAUGUACAAACGAUAUUACAUUUCAAUAUUCCUCGGCGGCUUUGUUUCGCCCUUUACAGUGAUCAUGUUUUGCUACUCUAGAAUCAUCUACUUCAUCAGAAGACAGGAAGCGUACAUGCAGAAUAUUUCAAAAAAUGGAAAAGGCAAGACAAUUCGAGUGAUGUAUUUGGUGGGAGUGACUGUUGUGACGUUUGUGAUUUGCUGGACUCCGCUUCACAUUUAUAACUUGAUGAAAUUGACCGAGAAUAAGUUUAUGAGCGAAAGAAGCUGCGUCCUUCUCGGGCGAUUGACUUAUGUCAAGGAUAACAAUGAAGAUAUAUUUAAUAAAAAGACAUUAAAAUUGAGCCUCAUUUUCCUCAACGACGCUCUCAAUCCUAUCAUUUAUUCCUUCAUCAGCUCACAGUCACGCUCACGAGCAAAACUCAUCAUUCAAAAAUCUGCUUUGAAUCAGAAAAAGUUCUUUGGAUUGAAAAAUUUCUUCCGAAAAGGCUCCGGAAAAUCGCCAAAUACGAGUCUUUUGAAGUACAGUAAGACACAUGAAGACGAAAGAUGUUUGGCAAUAACAUCGCCUCAAAUGUAG
This is a messenger RNA of Oikopleura dioica, 1629 nucleotides long. Lineage: Eukaryota; Metazoa; Chordata; Appendicularia; Copelata; Oikopleuridae. The record is from the annotation of a GenBank genome assembly.